UAUGGCGGCGGUGGCAAAUUACACAUUUUUAAAAUAUUGUUUUUGUAUUGGUAAUAAAUAAUACAUAAAUCGUUAAUACAACCUUCUAUAGACUAAAUACUACAAUACGACAAUGUCGAGUUCAGUUUAUGAAACGUUUAACUUACCAAAUACGAGUAAAAUAUAUGGAAAUCCAAUAUGCCAUGUGUAUAUUGCUGAUGGUUUCCAAGAUGACUGCGAGAAUUUGAUACAAAAGUGUGUAGUGCGACAUGAUAUACUGGAGUACCACAUGUUCUGUAGAAUUUGGAAGGAAAUGAACAUGGGGUGUUUAUAUCAAGGACGGACCUCAGCGGCGGAAAUAGCGGAGCUAUCAGAAGAAGUGUUGCACAUAGCUAAGCAUUACAUGGUUGCUGAUACAACUAUAUUUGAGGAGUCAGUGGCCGGUCUGUUCUUAGUGUAUAGUUUAAUGCAUUUACAACCAUUUCAAAAUUUCGCAUCUUUACGUCUUGUACCUGAAGAUAUUCCAGCAAUUCAACGUAUAGAGACAGUUGCUAGAAGAGAGAAACGGUACGAUGUUUUAUAUAUACUGGCAUCUGUGCUUAUUAAAGGACCUUGUCAGUUUCACGCUGCGGAGAGAGAAAGAGGCAUGGAGCCAGCUAUUAAGAAAUAUUUGGAUGGAUUUAAAAGUUUAGACAGUGUGAGGGGGGUGCGAUGUAGGGGUGUAUUCUAUCAACAGACUGAAGAACUGGACCUCAUUAGGGAGAUCGGAGUUAUCACAAAGAAAUAUACUGAGGCAAAAGCGGAAGUUAUGGGCCCUGGUUGUGUGGAUCAAAGUCUUCAAUAUAUUGAUGAAAAUUUAUCAGACGAAUUAAGUUACUCACUUAAAAAUCUCUUAAGUGGAUUCCAAGAUGACGACGACGAUAUCAAUGAAGAUAAUGUGAAAACUGAAAAGACACAUUUGAAUUCAGUGGAAGAAAUUAAAAUGAAAGCAAUGAAAGAAGUUGUGAAUCCAUUAAAACACCUUACAGGAGUUGACAAUAGAAAAAAAGUAACAAAAACGAAACAAGAAGAGCGUAAGGGUGUUGCAUGUAGUGGUAAACAAUUGGAAAAAUGUGACUCAAAUAAAAAAAGACAACCAUCACCUAACGAGAAUAAAAGUAAAAAAAUAAAAAAAAACGAAGACGAAACGGAUGUGAAAAGUGAAGACGAAGCUGAUAUAGAAUUACAUAUAUCAUAUUCUGAUUGUGAAUCAAGUGAUAAUGAAAAUAUAACAGAAACUCCAAUAGUCAAAUCUUUACCAGUAUUAAUAAAUAAUACUGGAGAAUAUGAAAUAGAGAUAAUUAACGAGGGUGAAUCAAAUGAGAUGACCUCAAAGUCAAAUCAAACUGUAGUCAAAACACUAACCGUACCAAUGAAAAGGGUUAAAAAGGAAAAAAUGAGAACAUUAAAAAAUAGACAAUUGAGAUCAAGAUUGAGCCGUUUGGGGACAUUAAAAGUUGCAAGUUUAGAUAAAUAGAAAUGGGCAAUUUUUUACCUACUUUUGAGGUUAUGCAUAAGAAAUAAAAUAAAUCAUUAUUGGUAAAUGAAUUUAUUCGAUCAUUGCAUAAACAAAAUGAGAUCGCCAAUCAAUUUUACAAAAGUUAUUACAGUUGGAAAUACAUUUUUUUUAAUUGUAAUUAGUCAUUUUAUGUUUAAACA
Papilio polytes (common Mormon) is the source of this 1677-nucleotide messenger RNA. RefSeq lists its product as uncharacterized. The transcript is spliced from 8 exons. Gene Ontology annotation, molecular function: sequence-specific DNA binding. The coding region runs from base 113 to 1495 and encodes 460 amino acids. Lineage: Eukaryota; Metazoa; Arthropoda; Insecta; Lepidoptera; Papilionidae. Gene Ontology annotation, biological process: snRNA transcription by RNA polymerase III; snRNA transcription by RNA polymerase II. The record is from RefSeq and is a predicted model, not a curated record. Gene Ontology annotation, cellular component: snRNA-activating protein complex.